Molecule: messenger RNA, 498 nt
Organism: Aspergillus terreus NIH2624
Lineage: Eukaryota; Fungi; Ascomycota; Eurotiomycetes; Eurotiales; Aspergillaceae
Product: mitochondrial pyruvate carrier family protein
Exons: 3
Coding region: 1-498 (165 amino acids)
Biological process (GO): pyruvate import into mitochondria
Cellular component (GO): mitochondrial inner membrane
Molecular function (GO): pyruvate transmembrane transporter activity
Source: RefSeq, a predicted model, not a curated record
AUGUCGUCUCGUGUCGGCCUUCGCUUCUUCCAGAACGCCCGCGCGGCUUUCCGCAAUGCGUCUGCUCCCUUCCGUCGGCCUGGUGCCCAGGGACGUCGCUUCCAGAGCACCGAGGCGCCCGCCGCCGAGCAGCAGAGCACGUUCCAGCGUCUAUGGAACAGCCCGGUUGGCGUGAAGACGUGGGGUCUGGUCAUUGCUGGUAUCUCUGAUUUCUCGCGUCCUGCUGAGAAGCUCUCCCUGACCCAGAACUGCGCCCUGAUGGCCACCGGCGCCAUCUGGACUCGCUGGUGCAUGAUCAUCACUCCCCGCAACUACCUGCUCGCCGCCGUGAACUUCUUCCUCGGAUGUGUCGGUGUGGUCCAGGUCGGCCGUAUCGUCAACUACCGCCGCUCCGUGGAGGGAUCGACAAAGGAGGCGCUCAAGGACGUGGAGCACGAGGUGGUUGACUCGGCAAAGGCAACUGUUGCGAAGGUGGAGGCUGUGGUGGAAAAGAAAUAG